GUUCAUUAACGAAUAAUAUAAAUUAUUCUAUCAAAAUUCCAUGAUAUACAGUAUCCAGAAAACAAUGGAAUAGAAAGACGACAUUAUAGCAUUACUUAAGCGUUUUGAUGUUGUUACAAAGUCCGAACUUGACUUUAAAAGUCGUCUUCCUAUUUCAGCGUUUUCCGGUUAUUACUAUUUCCCCUUUAUUACCACUUGCAUCUCACACCUCUAAGCCUCAUCAAACUAAAGUAAACAGCACGUCUAAUUUAAAUAUCACAAGUUUUCGAUCAGAUAUCCUCUCAUGGAAGAGUUAUGAGAAUUUGGACAAAUAUAAAGAUUCCGAAAAAAAAUAACUUUCUCAUUAUUCUCAAAUUUGGCGUAAUGUAUGUUUUUAAAAUGGUGAACACUCCCUUUAAAGAUAGAAGAUUCUCUGAAGAUGGAUGUGAAGAAAAAAGUGAAGAUUGAGAAGAUGAAGAUGUCCCGGAGUAUGCUAGAUGUUGCAGCAUACUUUGUUGCAAAGAAUAGGAUUCAUAAUUCUGAUGAUUUAUGGUUCGGGAAUGAAAAUCAGGAUGACGUUGAGAUGUAUUGUAGGCUCAACGAACCAACUGAAAAGGAAGAAAAUACAUGUGAUAAGAAAGAAGAGGAAGAAGAAGAAGAAAAAGAGGAAGAAGAAGAAGAAGAGGAGAAGGAGAAGGAGGAGGACACGGAAAUCGACUGGAAGACAGUUUUGGAUUUGAUUCCAACUACCACCAGUGAGGAGGACGAGAAAAAUCGCAGGGAACUUUGGAAGAAGAUAGUUGAGGAGGAAGGAGAGGAGGAGGCAGAGGAGGAGGAAGGGGCAACAAUUGGGCAAAUGGAUGAGGGGUUACGGAAGAUUUGCAAAACUGAUAUGAGUAAUAUGAACACUACAGUGGUUCAAGCAUUUUAUUUUGCUAAAAAAGAGGCUGACAGGUCUCAACUUCUCUUCGAGGAAUUUAGAACAUUUCUAAUUGGAGUCAAGCAAGCUUUCCAGAUAUGUCAGGUACUUGGAUUGAGCACUCCUUCAGGAGAACAGAAAAUUGAUCAAGCUGCCUUGGUAUCUUCCCCACUUCAGGAAGUGCUCGAGAUGUGGAUAGGACCUAUUGAAAAUAUGACGGAUGUUUACAAUGAUAUUGAUCUGGAUGGAGCAGGAUCAAUCAAGUUUAAGGAGUUACUUGGCUGGUCUCUGUCACACAGCAAGAAGGCUCUUCAAGGUUAAAGGAAUUUUGGGCUGGACGCAAGUGCAGUCUCCGCGUGCCUUAUUUAACUUUAGUGUUUGGCGCAUGUGCAAGCGUAGUCUCUGCUUGCAAUGUUCAACUUGUAACUUUUAGUGUUCUAGCA
Eurytemora carolleeae is the source of this 1341-nucleotide messenger RNA. Its product is annotated as bromodomain-containing protein DDB_G0278469. NCBI's taxonomy places the organism in Eukaryota, Metazoa, Arthropoda, Copepoda, Calanoida, Temoridae. The record is from RefSeq and is a predicted model, not a curated record. The transcript has 11 exons. Bases 419 to 1219 code for a protein of 266 amino acids.